This is a messenger RNA of Arabis nemorensis, 375 nucleotides long. NCBI's taxonomy places the organism in Eukaryota, Viridiplantae, Streptophyta, Magnoliopsida, Brassicales, Brassicaceae. The record is from the annotation of a GenBank genome assembly.
AUGACGACAAUCACUCUUCGCAAGGGAAACACCAGACUUCCACCGGAGGUGAAUCGCGUUCUCUACGUUCGUAACCUUCCGUUCAACAUAACGAGCGAGGAGAUGUACGAUAUCUUCGGCAAGUACGGUGCGAUUCGUCAGAUUCGGAUCGGUUGCAACAAGGACACAAAAGGUACGGCUUUCGUCGUUUACGAGGAUAUCUACGAUGCGAAGAAUGCCGUCGACCAUCUCUCCGGCUUCAACGUCGCGAAUCGGUACCUAAUCGUGUUGUACUACCAGCACGCGAAGAUGAGCAAGAAGUUCGAUCAGAAGAAGAAUGAAGAAGAUAUUGUCAAGCUGCAGGAGAAGUAUGGAGUCUCUACCAAAGAUAAGUAG